AUGUCGACUGAAGGGGAUGAGGUACAGCAGCAGCCAAAGCGCCCGCAUGCAUGUCCGCAUCCAGGAUGCACAGCGUCGUAUGCUCGCAUCGAGCAUAUGGAGCGGCACGCCAAGUCGCAUGAGCAGGGGCACGGGUACAGCUGUCAGGAGUGCGGAAAGAGCUUCGCUAGGUCCGACGUCUGGCGACGACAUCUGAAGAUUCACACUCGCGACACGAACAAAGCCGCGACUCCCGCUGCACCGGCGAACGGUGCUUCUGUGAGCGCCAACAGGGUCCUGCGAGCCUGCAGAGCUUGUGCAAUCGCCAAGAUCAAGUGCAGCGGACACGCGCCCUGCCAGCGCUGCAGCGAGCUCAACAAGGAGUGCGAGUACGAGGCGACGGCGUCAAAUUGUCCGGCGAAACGAGUCCGUCUCGAAAGCGAGGACUCGACGCGGGACCUGUCUGUCGGGGACUGCCCUGACAGCGGACACGGCGAAGCAUCGUCAUCGGGCUUUGACUCAUCUGUCCCGACUUUCGCCCUCCCGCCCAUGCCUCAUUCGUCCGCUUCUUACCCUCCCCCCGGCUCGACGUCUACGGCCUCGCACAUGCCCCCGACUUGGGGCGACCUUCCACCCGACUCUCUCACCGGCGACCUGAGCUCCCUCUUCGGCUCGACGUCUCCCGGCUUCACAGGUGCUCCCGCCGCCUCGACCUCGACUCUUUCGCCAUCCCUCCCGCAGCCACCACAGAACGGCAAGUCAAACGGCGACAUGCUCGACACGUUCGUCAACUUUGCCCUGCACCAGCACAACCCUACCUCUUCACUCGAAUUGAACCUUGCGGCCGCUUUCUACCUCCCGACGGGCGACCAGAUGUUCUGGAGCUCCUUCCUCACUUCACCUCCCGCCGCACCUCUCCACCAACCACCUCAGCCCUUCCCUGCCGCGUUUCCAUACAAGAAUCAGCAGCAUCAGCAGACGGACUUCCAUGCGGCCGCAUCUUCGUCGCCCGCAAGCAAUGCGGGUGGACUCUCAUUGUCGACGCGACGACCGAGGAUCCUCAUUACGGCUGCGGGCAUGCCGUCUCGUCAUGGCAGUCCUCAUCCGGAGGAGGAAGGAAAGGGGAAGGAGCGGGAGCAGCAGGACGCAACGGAUGGAGCGGCAAACGCAGGAGGCGAGGCGAACGUUGAUGGCGAAGGUCGUCCUUCCACCUCGUCUUCCGCCUGGCCGCCGGUCUGGAACCCGACAGGCGACGAGUCGGCCGUCUCGCUCGACCGCGAAGCCUCGCUUCCGCUGGUCGGAGGCGGGAAUGCGGCAAAAACGAUGCCGUUCGACGAGGACGUCAGGAUCGCGUUGCUCGAGACGCUGAGGUUCGCUCAGCUCAGCGAUGACGAGUACCACGCCGUGUACCGCACGAUCGCUCGAAUCCCGCUCUCCAUCUUCGACCUCCUCUGCGGCCUCUACUUCCACCACUUCAACCGAGUCUACCCGAUGCUCCAUGCCCCAACCUUCAACCCCAAGUCAACUCUCGGCCAACUGCUCCUGAUCAUCCUCGGUAUCGGCGCCGUCUACGCACCAGUUCCGGGCGCGCUACAGCUCGGGCGUGUGCUGAUUGAGGUGGCGAGGAGGGGGACAGAGCACCUCAUCAAUCGGGACAACAGGUUGGCGCGGUCGCUUCCUGUGGCUCAAGGAACCCUCAUCUGGGGCAUCGUCCGCUGGAUUGGCUCGGCGCGAACAGUCGAACUGGCUGAAGUCUUCCGCAGCAUCCACGUCGCCAUGUUCCGCCGUCUGCGCAUCUUCGACGACUGGGAGCAGCACAAGCCGCGAAGCUCGUCUCCUCAAGCGCAGUGGUCGGCUUUCAUCGCCAACAAGGAGAGGCGGAGGACAGCGAUGCUGACCAUCCUCCCCCUCUCAGGGAACGCUCCGUCUGCCGAAGCUUGGCUCGAGCUCAAGGCAAACGCGCCUGAACCUGCCUCAAUCCCCGCCGUCGCCAAGCUCCUCGCGUCCGACUCGUCCCUCCCUCUUCCGCCCGCCAUCUCGCUCACCCCCUUCGGCGCCCAUGUCCUCGUCCAAGGCAUGCACAUGAACAUCUGGAAUGCUCGCCAAAUGCAUCUCUCCGGCCUGACAAACCACGCCGAACUCAUCACGACUCAUAUCCGCCGGUCGCUCGUCCGCCUCGCGCGCGGGAAAGACGAGUUCUCGCCACGUUUCGCCAAGGGUGCUGCAGGCAAUGGCGAUGACCCCGCACUGUACGCCGCCUCACACGCGUGUUAUCACCUCGCGCAGAUCUCGACGCACAUCCCGCUCGAGGAGCUCGACCUCGCGAGGAUGGUCGCGCUGCAUGCGGGCCAGCUCUUCCGAGUUGUGCGCGACUACCCAACUCACGCGACCUACGAGUCUUCCGCCCUCUUCCACGCCGGACUCUGCCUCUACAUCUUCGCCCGCUUGUCAUCAACCUCGGCGGACCCAGGCGCGAGCAGCACCUUUGACAGCUCAUCCCGCGAUCCCGGCUCCUUCUCCUCGUCGACCGAGUCGGCCUUCCCUCUCGACGCCGCGCUGUACAGCUCCUUGACGCCGGUCAAUUUGGGGAGCUGGCUUGCGCUUGGAGGUCCAGCAUCCUUGACAGGUGUCUCGGGCCUCUUCUCCGACUCGUCUGCGCCCAUGCAACUCGCAACUGUAGGGCGCAUCGGACAGGUCUUUGCAGUUGUGCUGAAAGGGAUCGCGAGGCGAGACGAGGAGCAGCAGAAGUUGGCUCUCGUUCCGGCCACCUUGAACUACGGCAGCGCGCCGGCCAGCUUCUGA
This is a messenger RNA of Rhodotorula toruloides NP11, 2781 nucleotides long. Its product is annotated as Zn(2)-C6 fungal-type transcription factor. The record is from RefSeq and is a predicted model, not a curated record. Gene Ontology annotation, biological process: regulation of DNA-templated transcription. Gene Ontology annotation, molecular function: DNA-binding transcription factor activity, RNA polymerase II-specific; zinc ion binding. NCBI's taxonomy places the organism in Eukaryota, Fungi, Basidiomycota, Microbotryomycetes, Sporidiobolales, Sporidiobolaceae. The transcript has 14 exons. Bases 1 to 2781 code for a protein of 926 amino acids.